AUGCCGGUGCAAUGGACCUCCGAAGCCGACGCAAAGCUCUUCGUCGGCGUCCUCAACCAAUGCCACGGCCAACUGAAACUUGACUGCCAGAAACUGGCCCAGCACAUGGGGGAAGACUGCACCGCCUGCGCCAUCGAACAACGCAUAGCCAAGCUCAAGAGACAUGCUAAAGCCCUCGGCUCGAACUCCACCGAUACAACCCCUAUCACGACCCCGGCUAAGAAGAACGGAGCAGCCACCACCACCGCCGCCGAUGCGGAGACUCCCACCAAGCCCAAGCGUAAGGCCGGGACUGGGGGUGGGGACCAUGCGAAUGGUGAAGGCGCCGCGGUGCCGAAGAAGGUGGCCAAGAAGGUGAAGGUGAAGGUGCAGGUGCAGGAGGAAGGGGUUGGGGAGGAGGGGUUUGGGUUUUUCAAGCUGGAGAAGAAGGAUUUGGGCGGGGUGAAGAAGGAGGAGGAGGAGGAGGAUGGGGCUAUGGCUUGA
This is a messenger RNA of Aspergillus aculeatinus CBS 121060, 483 nucleotides long. RefSeq lists its product as uncharacterized. The transcript has 3 exons. The record is from RefSeq and is a predicted model, not a curated record. Bases 1 to 483 code for a protein of 160 amino acids. NCBI's taxonomy places the organism in Eukaryota, Fungi, Ascomycota, Eurotiomycetes, Eurotiales, Aspergillaceae.